Molecule: messenger RNA, 279 nt
Organism: Aphanomyces invadans
Lineage: Eukaryota; Oomycota; Saprolegniomycetes; Saprolegniales; Verrucalvaceae
Exons: 3
Coding region: 1-279 (92 amino acids)
Source: RefSeq, a predicted model, not a curated record
AUGGCUGAGCUGCAGCCCGUCUUGGAUCUUCUGGCCACCGGGACCGCCAGUGGCGGUGAACUAUUCGAUGCCUUCGAGCCUCUUCGCCGCGACUCGAACGCGACAUCGUUGGAUAUUUCCAUCGACGAGGGCAAGACCUUGAAUGUCGUGCUCUUUGACAACCAUCAAGCCAACGUCGACUCUGCAUCGAUUGCCCUCAUGCAACUCCGAAAGAAUAUGUCCAACCAACAACUGGUCCUGGGCCUUGCGUCGUUUCUGCGGGCCAAGCGGCGCCAUUGA